Messenger RNA from Hibiscus syriacus, 525 nucleotides. RefSeq names its product metal tolerance protein C2-like. The transcript has 8 exons. Bases 1 to 525 code for a protein of 174 amino acids. Gene Ontology annotation, molecular function: zinc ion transmembrane transporter activity. The record is from RefSeq and is a predicted model, not a curated record. NCBI's taxonomy places the organism in Eukaryota, Viridiplantae, Streptophyta, Magnoliopsida, Malvales, Malvaceae. Gene Ontology annotation, biological process: zinc ion transport; intracellular zinc ion homeostasis. Gene Ontology annotation, cellular component: Golgi apparatus.
AUGAUAAAUAGAGAUUUCGAUACUGAUGAUUCAAAUUAUGCUCGAAUCAACUUGGUAACAUACAUGAAACCAGAAGAUAUGAAUUACCAUUCAGUUUGCUUGCAUGUCCUAGCAGAUUCUAUUCACAGUUCAGGUUUGAUAUUGGCAUCCUGGUUUCUCUCUCUUGGGGUUAAUAAUGCAGAAGUUUUAUGCUUGGGAUUAGUUUCGGUUGCAGUCUUUAUGCUUGUUAUGUCUCUAUUUAAAGCUACUGGUGGCAUCUUGCUUCAGUCGGCACCACCGAAUAUUUCGUCUUCAGCCUUGCACAAAUGCUGGCGACAGAUUGUUUCUCUUGAAGAUGCUACAGAAGUUUCUCAAGCUCGGUUUUGGGAACUAGUGCAUGGUCAUGUUGUUGGAUCCCUUUCACUUCUGGUGAAGAAAGAGAUGGACGACCGGCGUACACUAGGGUAUGUGCAUGGUUUGUACAAUGACUUGGGAAUACAUGAUUUGACAGUGCAAACUGAUUAUGGAAAGAACCUUGUGUUGUAG